Messenger RNA from Rhinichthys klamathensis goyatoka, 745 nucleotides. RefSeq lists its product as uncharacterized. The transcript has 6 exons. Gene Ontology annotation, molecular function: ubiquitin binding. Bases 61 to 612 code for a protein of 183 amino acids. NCBI's taxonomy places the organism in Eukaryota, Metazoa, Chordata, Actinopteri, Cypriniformes, Leuciscidae. The record is from RefSeq and is a predicted model, not a curated record. Gene Ontology annotation, biological process: endosome to lysosome transport; protein transport; protein modification process. Gene Ontology annotation, cellular component: ESCRT I complex.
CACCGUAAGACCUUCAGGAGCUAAACAGCACUUGUCUCAGUUUGUGUUUAAUUUGAAAUCAUGACAGUUGUUCGUGAUCUAAAGCGGAGAUUACCUAAGACAUAUGAUCACAGGAGAAAGGUGCUGUCAGAGAUCUCUACGGUUGUGUCUCAGCAUCCGUAUCUUGAGCCAGUUCUGGAGAGAUUUGUCUUUAAUGAUGGCACAGCAAAGACCUUGAUCAGUUUGACUGGAACUAUAAAGGUGUUUUUUAAUGGGAAACUGUACAAUAUUCCAGUGAGUUUGUGGCUAAAGGAAAGCUAUCCACGCACUGCCCCCAUCUGCUACCUGAAACCCACCCGUGAGAUGGCGGUUGUGCCCAGCAGACACGUCAACAGCAAUGGGGAGAUCCUGAUGCCUUACCUGGACGAGUGGAGACAUCCGCAGUGUGACUUGCUCGGCUUGAUUCAGGUCAUGAUGACCGUGUUUAGCGAGAUCCCUCCUCUGCGGAUGUGUCUCGACCCAGAAGAUUCAAGAUCUGCUCACAAAGUACAGUCAUUUGAGGACUUCUCACAUGUGACGCUGGAUAGUGAGGGUGAUCUUCCUUUCUCCGAACAUAAUGAAACCAUCUGUUAGCUUGCUGAAUAUCUUUGAAAUAUGAUUUGUAUAUAAAACUUUUGUAUAAAAAUAAUAAUAGUGAAUGUUAAAUUUGAGCAUAAAUGUCUUGUAAAUUGUAUGUAAAUACACAAGUCACAUGUGUAUGAUGCAA